Messenger RNA from Aspergillus melleus, 1191 nucleotides. Its product is annotated as lactonase family protein. The transcript has 2 exons. Gene Ontology annotation, molecular function: 6-phosphogluconolactonase activity; protein binding. The record is from RefSeq and is a predicted model, not a curated record. NCBI's taxonomy places the organism in Eukaryota, Fungi, Ascomycota, Eurotiomycetes, Eurotiales, Aspergillaceae. Bases 1 to 1191 code for a protein of 396 amino acids.
AUGUCCCUUCGUUACCUGCCCCUGUUGUGCUGCUCGCUGGCUUCGGCAGCCAACCUCUAUGCCACUCAUUACUCGGGUUCUGUUUACACCCUAUCCCUAGAGGGCGGCGACGAUGGGUACUCUCUGUCCGUCGCAUCCGAGUUGAAGACCUGCGGUGACAUGCCCAGCUGGAUCACCCUCGACCCGGAGUCGAAGCUUCUCUACUGCUCCGACGAAACCGGCGAUGCCUCCAGCAACGGGUCCCUGACGGCUCUUUCCAUCGGCGAGGACGGUUCCUUGACCGAGGGUGCCAAGACGGGCGCCGCGCCGGGCGGCGGCGUCAACAGCAUCAUCUAUACCGGUGAUGACGGCUCCAAGUAUCUCGCCAUCGCGCACUAUGGUGGCUCCGCCCUUUCCACUUUCGCGCUUCCUUUGGAGGCCGACGUCGAGCCACUCCAGGUCUUCCACUUCGAGUUGACCAAGCCCGGCGCCGUUCCGCAGCAGGAUGCCUCGCAUCCCCACCAGGUCAUCCUUGACCCGACCGGAUCCUUCCUGCUCUCGCCCGACCUUGGCGCCGAUCAGAUUCGCGUGUACGCCAUCGACAAAUCCUCGGGAUCCCUGAACGACUGCCCGGCCAUCGAAUUCCCGCACGGCGCCGGACCCCGUCACGGCCUCUUCUGGAAGUCCGAGAGUCCUCAAUUCAGAUUCCAGCGGCGCGCGGACUCGCAAACCAUGCUCUACACGGUCAGUGAGAUCGGCGGCCACUUCACGGCCUUCGACGUCUCCUACAGCGACGACGGAUGUCUUUCGUUCCGUGAGACCCAGUCCUUCGUCCCCUACCCCGGCUCCGAGCUGCCUGAGGGCGCCACCCUCUCGGGCAUCCAGUCGGACGGCACUUCCCUGUACGUGUCCAUCCGCUCGGACCACGGAUUCGACCCCAACGACUCCAUGUCGACCCUGGCUCGCUCUUCCAACGGCACCGUGACCUACCGUGACCUGACCUCUUCGUACGGCACCGUCCCUCGCACCUUUGAGAUCAACAAGGCCGGCGACCUGGUUGCUAUCGGUAACCAGGCUUCGUCCAACGUGGCGAUCGUUAAGCGUGAUCCUCAAAGCGGUAAGCUUGGAGAAGAGGUCGCCAAUGUUCAGGUAGGAGAGGCGGGGGAGGUUGGUACUGCCGAGGGUUUGAGUAGCCUGAUCUGGGGUGAAUAG